AUGAGAGUCGUCACCGUGGCCUUUUACGGGUUCGCUCUGGGACUGCUAGCUGUUGGCCUGCGGGAGUUGCUGACUGGCUUCGAGGAGAACAGAUGCAGUAUGACCUAUAUGUUUGAAUACCCAGAGUACCGGCGUGUGGCGUUGCCUCGUCGUGUGGCCAGACUAUACCCAGCGUAUGGCCUUUACCUUUAUGGGGAGGGUCUGUACGCCCAGGAGACCCGGGCCCUCAAACUCACCGGUGCUCCUGUUCUCUUCCUGCCUGGUAACGCAGGCAGUUAUAAACAAGCUCGUUCCCUGGGCUCAGUAGCACUAAGGAAGGCUGAAAACAUGGAGGGAGGGCUUCACUUCAACGUGUUCACGGUGGACUUCAACGAGGAGCUGGUGGCCCUGUACGGUGGCAGUCUGCUCAGACAGACACACUUCUUACAUGAGAGCAUUAAGGCCAUCCUGAGGCUCUACAAGCACUUGAAGGCUCCCCCUCACAGUGUAGUGGUAGUGGGCCACUCCAUGGGUGGAGUGGUAGCCAGGGCGCUGUUCACUUUACCCCGCUUCAACACCAAUCUGGUCAGCCUCAUCAUCACCCAGGCGUCCCCUCACCUGGCUCCAGUGUUGGCACUUGAUCCAUACCUGCUGGAUUUCUACUCUGCAGUGAGACAAAAGUGGGUGAAUCAGGCAAACAAACUCAGGAAUGUCACAGUUCUAUCUGUCGGGGGUGGUUACCGUGACUACCAGGUCCGCUCUGGCCUGACAUCUCUGCCCUGCCCCUCAGAGGACCCUAAUAAGUUAUCACUGGUGGUAACUGCAGUUCCCAGGACAUGGGUGUCCACUGACCACCUGUCUAUCGUCUGGUGCAAAGAGCUUGUUCUUGCCACUGUUAGAGCAUUCUUUGACCUCCUCGACCCUGACACCAGACAGUUCACAGAAAGUCCUGAAAAGAAAAUGGCUGUUCUGAACCAUCACUUUAUCAGACACCCUGUCAGGAUGUUGGGGGAAACCCAGGAGACCACCAUCUCCUUCUCAGAUUUCCCUGAUGCAUGGAGUGAAGUGAACACACUGCGUCUAGCUUACAGCACACCAAAGGAAGGACAAGUGAAAUAUUUCCUGUUUGCCCUGUCAAGUCGCAGGGAGGCCUACAGCCAUUUUUACUGCAGAAGCAACAACCUGGAGAUGACAAGCUGGGUGUACGGCUGUGUGCAGAGAAAUGGCUCUUCAUGCGUACGGGCAGUGGAUCUGUCCACAGGAAGUGAACUUCUGCCAGCAUACAAGGUGCUCAUUCUGAGUCUCAGUGACUUGGCUUCAAUUUCUCAUCUGGUUGUUUCAGCCUCCAACCUCAAUGGCAAACAGUUCACAGUGGAGUGUGAAUGGCAGAGACAAGAGUCUCUGAGUCUGUCUGUUCCAGUGCCACAUGUCCUGUCUGUAGGUAUGACCAUCAGUGAGGUUACAGUGAGCUCCUCUGGUCUGCUACACACCAUCAGGCUGCAACACUUUCAUCAGGUCUAUCAGGCUUUCAGAAUUAAUGUUGCAAGCCAAUGCAAAACACCCAAAGACAGGUUGGCUAAUGUGUACAGAUUAAAAGUACCAUGGUUUCGGGAGGACUCGUUAACCACAGUCAGUGUGCCAUCAGUGACAGAGAUCUCAGGGAUGCUCCAUACAAGUCGUCUAGACAACACAUCAACUGUGCUCCUUCAGCUCCACACUGCCCCCAACUGUCAAUAUAAGGUUUCAGUAAGGACUUCAUUACCCAAGGUGCUAGGGCAGAUCCUGAGGUUCUGUGGCUCUACUGUACCGGUGUACACAGCUGUAACACUCCUCCUUGCCUGUGGGGGGCAGCUAUCCUCAAUUCUGAAGUCAAAGGGAACUGCAGGCAUGAGUCUGGUGGUAGGCAAAGGCCUGCAGCCUCAUAAAGUCAGCCUGCCUGUUUACAUUCUGCAUGUCUUCCUCAGCUGUAGCAGGUUUCAAGAGUUCUGGUCCAGUCUAGGCCUCCCACAGAUGGAUGCCAUCCCUCCAACAUACCCUGAUGCUUCUUUUCACGAAGGCACAACACCAGUAGAGGAAUGGCCCCACCUCCUGUCACCGCUCCUGUAUGUCUUGGGGGCAGCAGUGGCAUUCUGGGGCAGUGCACUACUUCAUCUUUUAAUUCGAGUGAUUUCACUAGUACUAGCUGUGGUCCACAGACCCUCUGUGUCCAGAGACUGUGGCACGCUGCGGGUGCGGACGCAGAUCCUCAUCACUCUGUCUUUGACUGUUAUGGGCGGGAUGUCCUGUGGGGCCAUGUCAGUCUUCACUACCUUUCUGCUCCACCUUUACAGGGUACUGAGGCUGCAAAUGACAGAGAGGUCUUUGAGUCACAUGCUGAAUCUGGCCCCCCGGAAGCACAAAGAAGUUGGGAAUGGUACAGUCGAUGGCCAGACCUCAAGUAGAUCCAAAGAACACAAUGGCGCCCCCCUGCUGUCGGAGUGUAUUCUACAGGAAGUGAGAGAUGACCUGCAGCUCCACCUCUGCCUGUCAGCACUCUUCACACUCCCCGUCAUGCUGAGUGCACCCUCACUCAUCCACUGGAUCCGUAACAUUAGGUAUACCACGCAGCUGGAUCCUGACCCAUGGUGGCCACACAUUGUGCCUCUAAUCAUUGUGUACAUGCUGCUUAUUAACUGCAACACUUUAAAGCUGAGCAACAGCAAGCUUCUGCCUCUGACUUCCUGCCUCCCCCUGCCAUUGGCCAUUGCCAUGGUGACAUUCUCUCCUCUCCACCUGUACAGAGUCACCUACUUCCUGUUGGCAGCGUUGGCCCCUAUAGCCUUUUGCUGUCUGCUCUGAGGGUACUUGACUGGUUUCAGUCACCAUCUUUACCAUGACAAGCCUUUUUCCAAGUUGCAGCCUGACUCGUUGGAGACACAUUCUCCAUGUGGAGAACCUGGUCUGUCCCUGUAAGAAAACCCCAAGAUCUAGCUGCCUGGAGCAGAGCCAUAGACAUACAUAGCUUGGGGAACUGCCUGCUAGAUGUUAGCACCAAAAGCUCCAUGGUACUUACACUAUGAUUUAACAAAAGACAAGCAUGUAAUGACCUUGGAUCAUUUGGUGCAAAUAUAGCUCCACUGGAUUGACCUGAAACCAAGUUUGCCUUACUCUGUAUAUCUAUAGCUCUGUCUUCAAGGAGCAAGAAGUCCACAACCAGUGAAGCUAUCCAUACUAGAGAUUCUCAACAGGGUCUUACUGUUAAUAUGUAGUAUUUUUGUCUGCAGUGGCGUAGUUCACUGUGGUCCCGAUGCUGUAAACACUGCCGACAGCUUAGCAUAGACUUACAGAUAUGUAUUGUCUUUACCUGCUGACUGUUGUAGCAUUGCUACUAAACCAGGCUCAUACAGAACAAAAAUCCAAAGGAAUCAUGUUUACAUCCUCCCUCAUUAUCAUUCUACUACUGAAUAUUACAUAGUUUCACAGUUUUUAAUUUCUAUCUUAACACAGACAGGUGGCCAUAUGGGCAUUGGAACUGGUUUUCUUUACUCCUGUUAAGCAGAGUUUCCAUGAGUCAAAAAAAAAAAUCUAAAAUUCAGUAAUCCCAUUUUUGUGUCAUCUGUGCACCAAACAACUUCUUAAGCAAUUUCCCUGAUUUCCACAAAUUUCCACAGUGGGAGUGUAUGGUAUGAGAUGGUCUGAAGUCAGUCACUUCUCAUCUUUACAUUCCCAUAAAAAAUCCACUUCAGUAACAAGAGUACUGUCAACAUCAAAUACAUGUGCGUUCUCCAGCACCAAAGAGGAAGCAGCAAACUGCUACAAAUUAAAUCUCUGAUGUCAGAUGUUCAGUCGUUUUUUGGUAGAGAAAUGACUGGAGUGGUGGAGACGGAUGAUAUUCAGCAGAGACAGUACUUUAUUCUGCUCUGCUUCGCUUUUCCUUGCUUCUCUUACAGUUAAGCUAUAGACAUUAUCUAAAGUAAGCACUAUUUCCUCCCACAGUGUAAAAAUGAAGUCAAGAUCCAGUGACCACAAGCAGUUUGUAUCCAGACUAGACAGGAGGGGACGUAAUGUCCACUGUAUGUUCUGAUACCAGUCAGUGAGGUUGGCUCCAAAAAGCCCUGGCUCUCCAAUAAUUCAUUUUAAUCAUUUUUUCCAGGAGGUAUCCCUGUCUCAUUCUUUCUAUUUGGACCCUUUUAUAAGUGGUCUGGGCCAACUUUAAUAUUUUCCUCUCUUAGUUAGAUCACAGGUCAAAUAGAUGUCUGCAGUGUCAGGCUUUGAGUGACAGGGUAGUCUGACAUCUCACUCACCUGUUGAGUCUGACUCUUCAGUAGUUUUGGUUUAUUUGUUGAAGUUCAGUUUUGCUAUUAUAGUCAUAGUUAACAGGUUCCAUUAACAAGACUUUUACAUGCAACAUGACCUUUUUCCUCACAGUGCUUAAUGAAGAUGACCAUUACCAUGUCAGCAAGCUAACAUUUAGCAUUAGCUCACCCCUGAGCCCCCCCAUAGUUCUGCCCCAUUAGUCCAAACAUGGUCUGUUCCAGCUCCAAAAAGCCGACUGGCUUCAAAGCAGCAGUUUAUAAACCAAUGGAUGAUGUCAUGCUUCCUCCGUCCCCAAUUAUUUACAGUAUAUACUAUUGUGUCCAUCUUUAUGCACAGUCUACAGGUGAAGACAUCAGUAGUUUCAGCGCCAUCAUUAAGUCAGUGUGUGUUUUUGGUACAACAUUCACUCUGUGUUUUAAUACUUCAGUACUGAGCUGCAGUAAUGCUUUCAGCAAAGAACCACUGGGGCUUCAAAGUCAGUAACUUUGGAGAAACAUAAAUACAGUUUUGCACCUAAUGACAGGAGUCCUCAGUCAGAUGCAGUGAAAGUAUGUCUACCAGUAGUCUUAAUGUCUAGUAACAGCACGAGAGAUCCGCUUGUGUUCAUAUAAGUAUUGUUUGUGUCAGGCUUGAAAAAUGAUGUAACAGAAUGGAAGUUGAAGGAUUCUGUAAAAUGUUAAUCCUUUGGGAUAUUAUCAUCUACUCCAUGUGGUGUUGAGUAAAGAACCGCAGUGUUUUUAUCAGAUGUUUCAGGUUGAGACUAGUAUUGACAACAGGAUGGCACAGGUGUGUUGCCUUAUGUUUGGGGGUUUUUUGUGUGUUUGUUUCUUGUUUGCCUCUGCUGGGUUUGUCACCAGAAGUCAUUACUGAACAUUGUGUUUUUCUCAUGGUAUUGGCUGAGAUACAUGCAGAUAUGUAGUGGAUGUACUUGUGUAGAUCUGUGGAGUACAUACAGUGUCUAAAACUUUUUCAUGGUAUAUUGUUUCACAUUGCAUCAAGGCAAAGUGGAUGUAGAAGACAAAGUAACUAUACAAGUUGUGAAAUAUUUUCUGUUGAUCAUAGCCAGAAAACUCUGAAAAUUCAUCAGUGUUAAUGAGGUCAAGGUGAGUUCUUUAAAAAAAAAAAAACAGCAGCAUACUGUCAUACUGAUCUGAUCUCCAUUUGUCAGCUGAUUGAGGGAUCAAUACGAUAAACAGACAAAUAUGUGUCUGAGUAAUGGAUAAGCAAUAAAUAUCUAAGUCUAAGGUCAUAACACUGGCAGACACAUGGUCAAAUAUGCGUUUUCUUACAUUCAGAGAAGUGCAAAUUAAUGUUUGGACACAAUAUUAAAUUUGAUAUUGUCAUGAAAGUCUACCAUAAAGUGUUUAGUGUAUUACAGGAGGUACAGUAUGUUCAGGGUUGCAGAUGAUCGAUUCAGAUCCCUAAAAAGAUUUUAACUAAUUAGAAGAAGAAACACACUUUUUCAGUCAGGUUACUUUGCUUUAUGCAGUUUAAGUUAUGCCAACAGAAUAACAAAUGGCAGAUGUCGUCACUAAUAACAAAAAAAUUGUCUCCCUCUGGUUUUUCUUCUUUUAAAUAUUAAAAAUUCUUCACUAUUUUCCCGUUAGCCUCAGUUAUGCCUUAUGUUUAGCAUUCAUUAACAAAUGUUUGGAAGAUAGCAUGCUAGAUGUAACAGUGGUUAACAGCAAUGCUAAAUGUCAGGAUGUUAGCGUUCCUAAUACAGCUGAGUUUAAGAGCGCUGCACCCGUCUGUGUUUAGUGUGUUUUCAGACAGAGGUCUCAGAUGUGUCAGUGUAUGAAAGUUUCCCUAAGAGACAGUACCCAUUAAAGCAGCUGAGGGAGACAGCAUUUAAGACACACAUUUCCACUCUGUUUAUUGGCUUUCUUAUGCUAUAUUAAGGUUUUUUUUCCCCAUCAACCUCAAUUCUUGAUGCUUAGUUUUAGUUUGUUUGUUUGUUUUUUCAAGCUAACACACUAAACCUAAGUGUCAGCAUGUUAACACUGCUCCUAUGGCUAAGCUUCAUAGUGCUACUAGCAUGUAUGUAGGCAGCUCAGAGGGUCUGGGUAUGUGUUUUGGAGAAAGAUGUUAGCUGUUGGGGUCUGUUAAAUGUAGAUUUUGUUAUUGCCACAGGAUUUGUUGGCAAUAAUAUUUUUUUUUCAUUUUGUAUCUUAAAACAUCACAUGUGCAGUGGAUGUCCUUCAGAGUGACAUGUUCAAAGAAGAGGUUUAAUAUUAGGAACUGUUGGCGUAUCUCUUAUAUCCAUCAUACUUAUGAGUGCAGUUAAUACUUCUGUUGCCUAUUUUGUUACAGUGUGUGUUUUUAGUUUUGUGAAAUCAUGUCAGCCUGUCACCGUGUUGCUUUAUGUGCACUUUUUGUUGCCAAUCAUGUCCAUUAGUUGGUUCCUAACGUAGCCCAUUUUACACAGCACCUCCAUGUUCUGCUUAAAACAUAUGAAUGAGGGACAGUGUUGUUGAGCCUGUAAGCUGGCCGCAAGUUGAACAUUAUUUCUGGUUGCAUGUAAAUCUGGAUGUUCCCAGUAUUUAUUUGAACACUUGACAUUUUUGGUUGGAAGAGAUCUUGACUUUUUU
Molecule: messenger RNA, 6863 nt
Organism: Sphaeramia orbicularis (orbiculate cardinalfish)
Lineage: Eukaryota; Metazoa; Chordata; Actinopteri; Kurtiformes; Apogonidae
Gene: pgap1
Product: post-GPI attachment to proteins inositol deacylase 1
Exons: 26
Coding region: 1-2817 (938 amino acids)
Biological process (GO): endoplasmic reticulum to Golgi vesicle-mediated transport; GPI anchor metabolic process
Cellular component (GO): endoplasmic reticulum
Molecular function (GO): phosphatidylinositol deacylase activity
Source: RefSeq, a predicted model, not a curated record